ACUGCUUCUUCAUGACGCAGUUCUCAUCCCGUAACAAGUUUGACUAUUGGCGUUUUUGUCAAGCAAAUCAGAGGCCAAGCUACAAUAAACGGCUGAUCAAAGGUUAUCAAGAGGCACAGACAGAGAAAAGCAGCAGCAGAUCACAUCACCCCUCCCAACAGCAGCUUCACGGCAAACCUGCUGCUGCCGCCUCAUUUUAUUCGCCAACGGUCCUCCGUCUGUCUGAAACGAGGGAAAGGAAGAGCGCGAGCCUCGCCAUAUUCAUUCGCUUUUCCAUAUCAGCCCGUGCGCCUGUCCAUUAUGGAUAUGCUGGGGAAGAAAGAGGGGAGAGGCAGAGAUGUGAAGGGCUUUUUGAAGAGGAACUGGAUUCUAAUCGCAACCAUCACCUCGGUGAUACUGGGGAUCGGGAUUGGAGUGCUGGUGCGGGACUAUACCUCUCUGUCCCAGCUGGAGAAGCAGUACUUUGGCUUCCCUGGAGAAAUCCUGAUGAGAAUGCUAAAGCUGGUCAUCCUGCCGCUCAUCGUCUCCAGCAUGAUAACGGGAGUGGCAGCACUGGACUCGGAGGUGUCAGGCAAGAUUGGUCUUCGUGCAGUGGUUUAUUACCUCUCCACUACCAUCAUUGCUGUCAUUCUUGGAAUCGUUCUUGUGACGACUAUCAAACCUGGGGUCUCUCAGAGUGCUGACAAUAUCGAGAGAGCAGGGAGCACGCCAAAUGUGACCACUGUUGACACCUUGCUGGACCUUGUUAGGAAUAUGUUUCCUGAAAAUCUUGUGCAAGCCUGUUUUCAGCAGUACAAGACACAGCGCAAAGAGAUUGAACCAUCGAAAACCAACACAAGCACAACUGAUACAACUACAUUUCCACCCUUCACCACCAUUAUUUCAACAGUUGCACAGAAUUUGACCAAAGACUACAAUAUUGUGGGCUCAUAUUCAGAUGGGAUUAAUGUUCUUGGUCUCAUCGUAUUCUGUGUGACUUUCGGCCUUGUCAUCGGCAAGAUGGGAGAAAGGGGACGCAUCCUGCUCGAGUUUUUCGAUGCUCUGAAUGAGGCCACCAUGCGACUUGUUCAGAUUAUUAUGUGUUACAUGCCCGUUGGCAUCUUGUUCCUGAUUGCUGCUAAGAUCAUUGAGGUGGACGACUGGGAAAUCUUCAAGAAGAUGGGCCUGUACAUGGUGACGGUGCUCAGCGGACUAGCCAUCCAUUCCAUCAUAUUCCUCCCCCUGAUAUACUUUGUGUUUGUGAGGAAGAAUCCAUUCACCUUCACUCUGGGAAUGGCACAGGCUUUGGUAACUGCUCUCAUGAUUUCCUCAAGCUCAGCCACUCUGCCGGUCACGUUCCGAUGUGCAGAAGAGAACAACCGGAUUGACAAGAGGAUCACUCGCUUUGUCCUUCCAGUUGGUGCGACUAUCAAUAUGGAUGGCACUGCACUGUAUGAAGCUGUUGCUUCUAUAUUCAUAGCUCAGUUGAACAACUACGAUCUGGAUGCUGGCCAGAUUGUUACCAUUAGUAUCACAGCAACAGUCGCCAGCAUUGGUGCAGCAGGAGUUCCGAAUGCUGGACUGGUAACCAUGGUGAUAGUCCUCACAGCAGUUGGCCUUCCAGCCACUGAUGUCACUCUCAUCAUUGCUGUCGAUUGGCUGCUCGAUCGCUUCCGAACCAUGAUCAACGUGUUGGGAGAUGCCUACGGUGCUGGAAUAGUCCAGAAGCUGUCAAAGCGAGAACUCGAGAGGAUGGACCUGAUUUCGGACGUGGAUGCGGCCAACCCCUUCGCCCUAGAGACCACGCUGGACGACGACGAGUGCGAGAAGAAAUCUUACGUGAACGGUGGAUUCACCAUUGACAAAAGCGACGCCAUUUCCUUCACCGAGACCUCGCAGUUCUAGAGGUAAGCGUCGGUCGCUGCUGAAAAUGUGACAUCACUGAACGGCGGGGUCAGAGAGGUAGGAGCCAUUCAUAUAACCAGUGCCAUGACCAGGACGGAAAGUCAUUACCGAGGACAUGAUUGAGCGCAGACAUUAGCAAUACCUGCCCUUGCGGUUCUCCUUCCUUCAUUUUCCCAACCAUGCUCUUGAACUUACGUGUGCGCUAGACAGAGAGAAACUAUGUGCUUCCACAGCUCAUUAACAUGUUGCCAUGAUUUAUGCAAAGCUGUUUUUCCUUUUAUUAACUGCAGUUGUUUCCUUUGGUUUUGUACUAACGAAUAGCUUUUUAGCAGUAGGUGAUUUUCGUAUUUGUGUGUAUGAGCAGGAGCUCUGUGCAAUAUUGCGCAUCAGUUUUAAAGUAACUCAGAUUAGUGUACAUGUACGCAUUUCAACAAAGAGCAUGUUGCUAACUAGCCAAUGUUAUUAUACACAAAAAAAUGCUGAAUUUAAGGGGUUUUUUCUUCGCAAAUUAUGUUCAUAAGUUUUAGACUCGGUAAAGUGUGAAAGUUUGCCAAUUCUGUAUUUGCACUUGCUAUUGAGAGCCAAAUGUUUAUGAGCUUUGCGUGUCUUUCAUUUCAGAUUUGUGCCAAAUUGUUCAUAUGAAGGGAACAUUUUUAUACAAACUUCUAAAAUUAAAUGAAAUAUUGCAUGAUAAGGAUUUGAUAUGAAGUACAGGAAUGGCCUUGAGAAUGAAAAUCAGAUCCUUUGUACACAAUUAUUUUAUCAUGACACUGAAGGUGGCAAGCCUUAAUAGUUUCUUCAGCAAGCCACUAAUUUUAUUGUUUUACUUUUUUGUUGUUGUUGAAUCAGAGCUGUUUUGAAGUAUAUUUUUUAAAGACUACACCGAUGAUGUUGUCAGUGCCAAAUUUCUGCCAAUAGAACCAGUUUUAAGUUUCUUUUACAGUAUUUAAUUUCUUCAUAUUUUGUGUUACAUCAGAAAUGAGAGAAAACGAUCAAUGUGAAGCAUUAAUGGUCUGUGUUUGAGGUUCUGGAACUGAAUUAACACCAUAAAGCACACCAUUGUACAACUGUAUUUAUACAGUACAGUAGUCAAAUUAGUUAUACUGUAUGAUUCAACAAGUACUGUAUGUAUAUCCACAAAAUAAUAAAGACAAAUGUCAACACCUGAAAAAA
Messenger RNA from Ctenopharyngodon idella (grass carp), 3057 nucleotides. It is a transcript of the gene slc1a1, whose product is annotated as solute carrier family 1 member 1. The coding region runs from base 301 to 1884 and encodes 527 amino acids. The record is from RefSeq and is a predicted model, not a curated record. Gene Ontology annotation, cellular component: plasma membrane. Gene Ontology annotation, biological process: L-glutamate transmembrane transport. Lineage: Eukaryota; Metazoa; Chordata; Actinopteri; Cypriniformes; Xenocyprididae. Gene Ontology annotation, molecular function: glutamate:sodium symporter activity; L-cysteine transmembrane transporter activity; L-glutamate transmembrane transporter activity. The transcript is spliced from 12 exons.